Bathycoccus prasinos is the source of this 756-nucleotide messenger RNA. Its product is annotated as Light harvesting complex protein. The transcript has a single exon. Gene Ontology annotation, cellular component: membrane. NCBI's taxonomy places the organism in Eukaryota, Viridiplantae, Chlorophyta, Mamiellophyceae, Mamiellales, Bathycoccaceae. Bases 1 to 756 code for a protein of 251 amino acids. Gene Ontology annotation, biological process: response to light stimulus; photosynthesis, light harvesting in photosystem I. The record is from RefSeq and is a predicted model, not a curated record.
AUGUCCUCAGCAUUUUCAAUCUCUUUAGGGGCGCCAGGACGCUUGAAUACUACGAAACUUUCCUCCAAGACUCUUACGAGAGAAAGACAGUUUUGUAUCUCUAAAAAGAAGAGGAGCGCUUCCGGCGCGAUUACCCCGGUUUUCGCGAAGGUUGGGGAACAGCUGCCGCCCUCCACAAUGGUCGAGCGGCAAUUACCCACGACGACGGAUGGGGACAUUGGCAUUUACGGCGCCAUUGCACCGUUUAAGAACGGGUUCGACCCGUUGGGAUUAUCGAAAAGAAAAACGUUCGAUGAUCUCAAACGAUAUCGCGAAGCUGAACUGACGCACGGACGCGUGUGCAUGCUGGCGGCGGUUGGUAUUUUGGUCGGGGAAUACGUCGAAGGGUCCUCGUUUUUGUUCGACGCAUCUAUCACCGGUCCGGCUAUAAAUCAUUUUCAACAAGUUCCGCCGCCGUUCUGGUACGCGCUCGGCGUCGUCAUCUUCAUCGGAGAAGCGACGAGAGUGCAAAAAGGAUGGGCAGAUCCGUUCACGUCCGACUUAUUCACUCUGCGAGACGAUUACGUUCCCGGUGAGAUUGGUUUUGACCCGCUCGGUCUCUGUCCCGAUGCGAGCGAUGAGCUGUAUCUCGAUUACAAAUUGAAAGAGCUCUCACACGGAAGACUCGCUAUGGUCGCUACGGCGUUCUUCGUCGCUAAAGAACUCGUCACCGGGAACAAAAUCUUCCCGCAGUUUGAUUUGUACCCCUACCAAUAA